AUGACCCAAUCUCGAGCACAAGCGUACCGUGAUUGCCUCGAUAGUUGGAUCAACGAUUUGAGGUCGAUAUAUCCCCAUGUACGAGAGGGUGUUCCUCGCACCAUCGUUCAUGCGGCAGGUCAUAUAUUCCAGUUCCUCGUGUCGUAUGGGCCAGUGAAUUCGUGGUGGUGUUUUCCAUAUGAGCGGUUGAUUGGAUCGUUGCAGAAAAUCAAUACAAACAAUCACAUUGGCGGCAUGGCCGAGUCAACGAUGAUGAAGACCAUCGCACGUACAGCUAACAUUCGACGCUGGCUUCGUCGACCGGAUUGUCCUACAGCAAUCAAACAAUUAAAAGUGCUGUUCGACAAGUCCUUCGUACCAGCCAAUGCCACGAUAGAGUCGGAGCCAUUGCGGGAGAUCAAAGGAUCCCGCCGUGCAUAUGCUAAGCAUGAUGGCCAUAAUUUCUCUGGAUUCAAGACGCACGAGGGAAAUGCGAGCAUCAUCUACAGGCCUGCGUCCACUGAUUCACCGAGAGCAGGGCAAAUUCAGUGGAUCGAGAACAUCAAAACAUCCGACGGCGAUGCCGCAUUACUUCAUGUGCGGCCCUAUCAACCCCUGCGCAAGGCUGUCUAUGAUCCUUUCGUUCGUUACCCACACUUGGAUGUGAAAACAUAUUCCUCAACGCUGUCUGACACAGAACACAUCAUCCAGUUGGAUGAUGUUGUCGCUCACGCAGCCCGUUUUGACUACUCGCAAGGGCGGUCUGUAUUCCUCAAUUUGGCCCGAGAUUAA
This is a messenger RNA of Marasmius oreades (fairy-ring Marasmius), 771 nucleotides long. RefSeq lists its product as uncharacterized. The record is from RefSeq and is a predicted model, not a curated record. The transcript has 2 exons. Lineage: Eukaryota; Fungi; Basidiomycota; Agaricomycetes; Agaricales; Marasmiaceae. Bases 1 to 771 code for a protein of 256 amino acids.